AUGUACCUCUAUGCACACUACACCGGACCGGACCGGCGCUUCGGAGCCCGUCUGCGUCCCGAAGCCCGCACUCCGGAGAGUCCGCAAGGCUCGUUACGGACAAAUUAUCAGGUUUCGGACGCCUUCAAACACCCGGUGCGGAAUAAUGACCGGGAUCGGGCCCAAAAGCGACCCUUGCUCGACUCCGAUCACAUCCAUAAACAAUUGGUUGAACAAGCCCAUUUGCCAUACACACAAGAAACCCGUUGA
This is a messenger RNA of Neurospora hispaniola, 249 nucleotides long. RefSeq lists its product as uncharacterized. Bases 1 to 249 code for a protein of 82 amino acids. Lineage: Eukaryota; Fungi; Ascomycota; Sordariomycetes; Sordariales; Sordariaceae. The transcript is spliced from 2 exons. The record is from RefSeq and is a predicted model, not a curated record.